Molecule: messenger RNA, 1467 nt
Organism: Momordica charantia (bitter melon)
Lineage: Eukaryota; Viridiplantae; Streptophyta; Magnoliopsida; Cucurbitales; Cucurbitaceae
Product: TNF receptor-associated factor homolog 1a
Molecular function (GO): protein binding
Source: RefSeq, a predicted model, not a curated record
GGCCGAAACCUGUGUGUAUUUUAUUACUACCUCUCGUGGUGUUGCAUCAUUCAGUGAGGUGAGAGUAGAUUGUGAACAAACUUAUUUUGUCAGAGAGCAAGAUGGAGAGUAUUGCCAAUGGGCAUCACAGCCAAUUAUCUGGAGAAGCAGUGGCUGAAUGGAAGCCUUCUGAAUUAUAUGGAAAACAUACGUGGAAGAUACAGAAAUUUUCUCAACUUAACAAACGACAACUUCGAAGUAAUGCAUUUGAGGUCGGGGGCUACAAAUGGUAUGUUGUAUUGUAUCCCCAAGGCUGUGAUGUCUCCAAUCAUCUCUCUCUGUUUCUUUGUGUCGAAAAUCAUGACAAGCUCCUUCCAGGUUGGAGCCAUUUUGCACAGUUUACAAUAUCAGUGGUGAAUAAGGAUCCAAAGAAAUCAAAAUAUUCUGAUACAUUACAUCGGUUCUGGGAGAAAGAGAAUGAUUGGGGAUGGAAAAAGUUCAUGGAGCUUUCAAAAGUAUCAGAUGGUUUUAUUGAUGAUGACACUCUCACAAUAAAGGCACAAAUUCAAGUGCUAAGGGAGAGAGCUGACCGGCCUUUUCGUGGCCUUGAUAGUCAAUAUAGGAGAGAACUUGUUAGGGUAUAUUUGACAAAUAUUGAGCAGAUAAGCAAGCGUUUUGUGGAAGAGAGAAAAAGCAAGCUGAGGAAGCUGAUUGAGGAUAGAGCUAGAUGGUCAAGUUUUCGUGACUUCUGGUUGGGAAUUGGGCAGAGUGCUAGGCGACAUAUGUCUAGGGAAAAGACUGAUGCAAUUCUAGGAGUUGUUGUAAAACACUUCUUUAUAGAGAAGGAGGUGACAUCUACUUUGAUGAUGGAUUCAUUGUACAGUGGAUUGAAGGCUCUUGAAGGGCAUACCCAUACCAAGUGCAAAAAGGGGAAAGCAAAACUUUUAGAUGCUGAAGAGAUGCCAGCUCCAAUAGUUCACAUAGAAAAUGACACAUUUGUUUUGGUGGAUGAUGUACUACUGUUGCUUGAGAGGGCUGCUAUGGAACCAAUACCACCAAAAGAAGAGAAGGGCCCUCAAAAUUGUACUACGGAUGGUAGCUUUGGAGAAGACUACAGCAAAGAUUCCAUUGAACAUGAUGAAAGGCGUCUUACAGAAUUGGGUCAUAGAACUCUGGAAAUGUUCGUCCUUGACCACCUGUUUAGUAAAGUUGAACUUGCUUUUCAAGAGGCUGUUGCAUUGAAGAGGCAGGAGGAACCCAUUCGUGAAGAAGAGGCUGCAUAGGCAAGGCGAAUAGUUUCAUGCCAAAAAUAUGUUUAUUUUUGUUGUGAUUGUUAUUUUCUAAAGAGUUCCAGUUUAGUGUGGUUUUGACUGUGUGUGUUCGUUUUUUUUUUUCUUUGGUUUUUUGUGUUUCCUUACUGGGAUUUAGUUGCUUCUCUAGAUUCUUUCCUCUUAUUUAUGAGACUGUAUUUGGCAUUCUUUUGAAACU